AGUUAAAAUUUAACCCUUCAACACGAAUAUUUGUAUCUACCCUAGAGUUCAGAUACACACUGACUUUUAAAUACAAAAAAAUAUGUAAAAUAUUUUGUUGUAUAUAAUAUUCGACAAUGUAAAACGUUUAUUUCUAUUUUAUUUAUAUAAUUUUCGCUAGAAAUUUCUUGAAUUUUUUACUUUCAAGAGAAAGGUACAUAACGAAAAAAAUGGGUGGCUGCCUAGUUACACUCAUCUACCUAGACUCCAUCUACACAUAUAUAUUUUAGUGUCAUAUAUAUGUAAAAAAAAGUAAGCUUGCGCCGAGGAGAGAACAACUGCUAUGAUGAUGUUUUUAGUAUGGGUUGCACCCUCGCGUUCUUUUGCGUCGACGUUUGCGUCGAUACAUAUAUGCAUGUGUAUUCUAUCUUUGUUACUCUUUAACUAUGUGAAAAUCCAUGUCUACAUUGGUGUAUUGUAGUGGUAGUAAUGGUGGGUUAUAGUAGUGGUGGGUUAUAGGCAACUGAGGGUGGUUCGUCCACAAGUCGUGCGUUCACCCCGCGCCACGACGUUAAGGCGCCGUAACGCUGCCCCUGCUAAAACGAAUCACCAACAGAAGAUGUGAAAGUUAAACGUGAAAGUUUAUUGAUGACAUUGUCGGAAUUGAAGAUAAAAAGAAUUAAGGAAUUGAUAUAUUGAAAGUUUAUUUAAAUAUAAUUAAAUCUAUAAUAAAAACAUCAAAUUUGAGUAUACGCCUGUAUUGAUUACGAAAAGAAGAAAAAAGGUGCUUUUUUAUAAUUUGAAGAUAUAAAUUUUAUGAAUUACAACAGCUGCCAGAAGAGAGUUGGAUAUAUUUAGUGACACCUUUUGAAAAAUAAAUAACAUAUAACAUCAAAGUGUUAAAAUUGGUUUUUUUUUUUUACCAUUUUUACUGUUUUACAAGUGACAAAAAAAUUAUGCAAAUGUUCCUUUGGGAAAUCAACAUUUUUAUGUAAGAAAAAAAAAUAAAACACGUGAAAUUGUUGCAAUAUUAUUAAGCAAAUUGUCAAACGAUGAAAAAUAUCAAAUGACAAAAAAAAGAAAAAAUUGUAAAGUGAAAAUUUAGUGUUUUUUAAUUAUUAUUUUCAUUGAGAUUAUUUUUAUUUUUUUUUCAAGGAUAUAUAUAUGAAAUUAAAAGAUAUAACUUCAAGCUUUUGGAUGUAGCCUCGAUUUUAAUUGAAAGCAUUCUGAUCGAGACCGACUGAGGGUUGUCAUUGCGUUGUGAAUACUUGAUACAAAUCACUGCACAUAAAUAUAUUUUGAUGGUAAAAUUGAACAAAACUAGAUCUAUUCAGCAACCUCCCAGUAUAAUAAAUCAAUGUGGAAUAACAUUGAUAUAAAAAAUAUAUAAUAGAAAAGCGAGGGAAUUUUAUUGCCACCCUACUAAUUUUCUAGAAAAAUUUUUAUACAAAAAAAUAUCUCAUUAAGCAAGUUUGAAUUUUGAAUACAUUCAUAUGAACUGCAAAUGUUAGAAUUGAAAAUAUCCAAUUUAUUAUAUUGACAGAAAAAAAAAAAGUAUAUAGUAUAAAAUUGUAGCUGUACUAUCAAUUGAUUAAAAUAAUAAUAUAAGAGUAUAUAAUAUUGCCUGUUUAAUUAUAGUCAAUUCAAACAAAAAUAUAAAAUAUUAAAAAAGAUAAAAAAAACUUUUAUUUCUGCAGUCAUAAACCAAUAUCGACGCGCAAUAAAUUGGCACUAUACUCUUAAAGUAUGAGACAUUCAAUUUACUUCAUGAAUGUGAAAGGUAUUUUCUAUAAAUCUCAUCCUGCCAGUAAAUUCGUUGGAAGAAGAAUAAGUGACGUUAUGUGUCAAUAAAAGUAACUUGAAAAAUAAAUUGUAAACAAAUAUAUACAUAACAAAAAAUUCGAUAAAAGUAAUUUUACUGUCUCCAACAAGUUUGAAGUAUAAGAAGAACAAAAGUAAAAAAAAAAAAAUAUUGUUUAUGUAGUCAAAAUCAAUUUAAAUUGACAGACGGAUAAGCCUCCACAGUGUGCGGAUUGGGACGAAUACUCGGCUACAUCGGCGGAAGACCGUCGGUGGGGGCCACAAUGUCACAGUCAGGUUCAGGAGAAAGAAAUGGCACUCAAGGUGAAAAUACUGAUCAGCCAGUGGACGUGAGCCAAAAACCAGAUGUAUCAAAACAAACAUGCCAAAAUGGACGAACUGAAAAUGUCGAUACAUCAACUGAUUCGACAAAUGGUUUUGAAAAUUUAACAGUAGAUUAUGAACGCUUAUCAGUAGAAAGAAAUCAAACAAACACUCAACAGUUAUCGACAAAUCGUUCUCAGCAACAGCAACAACAACAACAACAACAACAACAACAAUCAUAUGCUCAGUGUCAAGAUCCAGAUUAUUCGGUUUCUCAAACAGGCUUAUAUUCAACAGUCACUCGAAGACAGUCAAUGAUUGGGCAACCUGAGGAUAGACAGUCACUUACUAAUCAAGUACCAGUGCCCCAAUAUUCACAUGACAAUACACCAAUUGAACGUGCUUCUUAUAUGCCACAAACAGUAACACAAAUUCACCCAGUACAGUUGCAGCCUCAUUUUCAAACAGAAUACGUGUCUGAUCCAAGUCAAUAUCCACUGACUCGUAGUCCAUAUGAAGUCAGGGCACAUAUGUACACACAACAGUCAGCUGGACAGUAUGGGGAUAGACCUGGCUAUGUCACGAGAGACGUUACAUACAGAGAUUCAUCUUUAUAUGCACAUGCACAAAGUGUUAGCAAUCCUGUAUUUACCGGAGGAAGUAGUGGAUAUGUCACAGUUCGACAUACUUCUCAAGUACCAGCUCAAUCAACUAGUCCAUCACCUCCAACAUUUCAUUCUGGAAUGGUUUUACCACCUCAACAAUCGGCAACACAAGGUUACGUGCAGUUUACUGCUCCACCACAAUAUUCAUAUAGUCAAAUUCCUCAAACUGUGAUGAAUCCCAUGCCAUAUAAUUCAAUUACGGUUUAUCCAAACCAGCAAUUUACUCAGCAGGUACCACCACAGCAACCGUUAGCAAAUACACAGAGAUAUUCUCAAGAUAUAACUCAGUAUCAGGCUCAACCAAUAAUUCAACCAAUUGCACAAAACGUAGCUGCUUCUGCAGAAAGAAAUUCUGGAGCUAGAGGACCUAAACCAAUGGUACCACCGCGUGGUAACUCAAAAAUUACUCAUGAUUCAGCUCAUAGAAAAUCAGCUAGUAUUGAUGCAUCUAGUAUGCAGCAGCCAGUUGUUCCAAAUGUUAAAUAUGAGUCAACUGGAACGCAAGAAGGGAAUGUCGUUUCAACAAAUUUACCAGGCACAAAUAAUAAAGAAAAUCAAACUUUCCUAAAUCCUCUUAAUCAAACUCCACGAACUCGUCAAGAUGGUCUUUAUGUGGAAUCUAAGGACGAAAAUAUUUCAAAGGAAAAAACAACUGAAAAUAUAGCUUCAGAUUGCAAUUUGUAUGCCACACGCCUAGAUCAUCGAAAAUCUAUAUCUGUUGACGUGACUAAUAACGUUCAAAGACGAAAUGACACUAUUACUUUUACAUUUCCAGGAGAAACAUUAGACGUAACAAUGACUGCAAGAAAACCACCGACAUCUGGUGAAAAAAAAUGGCCAGAAAAUAAUAAUGAUCAAAGAAGAGUUGAACCAGUUCUUCGAGUAGCUACUGUACCAUUUGAUGGUCGACAAGACAACCGAAAAAGUAUAGUCAUUCAAGAGCGUAAGCCAGAAUGGGGAAAUAUUAGUCCUAAUCAACGUACAAUUAUACCUCCAGAUAACCGACGAUCUGAAUAUUUUGAAGAACAUAGACGGUCACCAAUGCCUAUUGAUCAAAAACGUAUGGAAGAAGUUCGUCGAUCACCAAUGCCUUUCAUGACAAUUCGUGAUCCUUCGACUGAACGAGCUGCCCAAAAAAGCCCAUCAUUUCCUAAUCAACAUUUUGAUAAAACAAGACAAGAACUGGCUAUGUGGGCAGAACAUAGGCAACGCCAAGAUAUUGAAAAAGCAAUGCAACAAGGUCCAGUUUUUACAACCAGUCCAAGAUCAAGAAAUUCGUCUGAAGAUCGUCAAGGAGCUAGGACAAACGUGAUGACUGAAGAGCUUCGUAAUAAAGAUCAUAGAUUGCCUCAAGUUGCAUUUCAACCAAUUCCUAAUAUAACGCAAAACUCGAUAAUGGAACAACGUCGUCAUUUGCGUCAUGUCAGUGCUGACCUUACCAAACAAAUGGAACUUUCACGUAAAGAUUUUGAUGAUCAACCAAUUACCGGAUCUGUCACUAAUCUUGUUCCGACAGUAAGUACUGUACAGUCUCACCGAGCAAGCCCUAAUAUAUGUAAUCAAUAUCCAGCGUUUAAUGAGGCUAAGCUUGAUGGUAAAAUGAUGUUGACCGUGGUAACUGAUUUCGGAGAUAACAUGGUCAAAGUAAAUGAACAAAAUGAUCAUAUUAUACAUAGUCAUAAAAAAAGUCAUAAUAUAUCAUCUAGUCUUCUCACACAUAGCAAAAGUCAAAAUGAGAAUCUUCAAGCCACUCAACCAAUUGAACAACAAUCAACCGAAAAUAUAAAUAAAAAUGAAUCACAACAAUUACAACAGCAACAACAACACUUUCAGAAUCAACAAAAUUUAGAUAUAUUGUCUGAAAAGUUAAGUCAAUUUGAACGACAACAGAGUGACCUACAAGCAAGACUUCAAUGUUUACAAAAUCAAAAUCAAAUUCUAGAUCAAGUUGCACAAUUUCAGCAUCAACAAAGUGAUUUACAAACACGUCUUCAGUGCUUGCAAGAACGCCAAGCAACAGAAAAAACCCUCAGACAAGCUACAGAGUAUCAACAAAAAAAUUUAAUAAAUACUUUGCCCGAUCACUUUCUAGAGUCAGUUGACGAUAAAUCAAUUGAUCAUCAAAAGAGUUCAACUAAUGCAUAUUUAUCACCCAUUGGCUAUCAAGGCCUUUUAUGUCAGUCAUUAACAUCGGAUAAUUUGUCACCUCGAAUCCACUAUGAAACAACAGAAAUUUCACAAAUUUCGUUGCCAAGCAACUCACAGUUCGAAAGAAGUGACGGACAACGUGGUUCGUUGCAGUAUCGAUUGGCAUGCCAGGCAGCUGCUGUAGUAGCAGCAGCCACUGAUAUGCCAGAGAAUAAUGCUGUUUCAUCUUCUGGAGCAACAACUACGCUUCCCAGUAAUACUUGUUUAACGACAACCAUGAGUGGAAUUACAUUUUCAGGUACUCUAAAAAAAGUCCCACCAGAGAAACCACCGAGAACUUCACUUAUUGUGCAGUCACCCGAAGCAGAGAGUAAUCGAAGCCAACCUGCCAUCGGGAUGAAACAAACACCUAAGACACGGCCAACAAUAUUUGGCACAGUGGCUUCUGAUCUCAAUCCAAAGGAUGGCAACAGUCGAAGGGUGAGUUAUAGUUUACCACAAACUCCGGCAGGUGGCCUAGGUGGAAAGGGUGGUUUUAGUCUUGCUGGUUGUGGUGCUGGUGCUGCUGGUAUGGUGAAUGGAGCUGGUUCCGACCAUCAAGAUAUUCGUGAUAAUACUGCAAUAAAUACAGAACACGCUCUUGUAUAUCGUGAUGGUAAUCUUGUAUCUGGAUCAUUGGAUGCUCUUGUUCAACAUAUGGUACCAACUGAAGACUAUUAUCCUGAUAGAGCAUAUCUUUUUGCAUUUUUGCUGAGUGCUAGACUUUUCAUCAAGCCUCAUGAGCUACUUGGUGAAGUUUGUGCACUAUGCGAACAUCAGCAAAACCUCAAUGGUGAAGGUGGCAAGUUUAAUAAUUAUUUACAGGAACGCUUGCAGCGUUUUGUACCAAGACUUGUACAACUAUUAGCUGAAUGGACUGAAACUUUUCCAUAUGAUUUUCGUGAUGAACGUGUAAUGGCACAUGUCAGAUCAAUAACACAAAAAGUUGCAAAUGUUGAUCUUGCUGCUCGUCAAGAAGUAUCUGGUUUAUUACAAAAUUUAUUAUUACGUUUAACGGCUCUUGAAAGAUAUGAAGAAGCUCUUGCACGUUUAGUUACUGAAGCAGCAACUGAACAACUCACACAGGUUGAUGUUACUGAACUGUGUCCAUCAGCAACAGUACUAGCACAACAAUUGACUCACGUAGAAUUAGAAAGACUGUCAUACAUUGGUCCAGAAGAAUUUGUUCAAGCAUUUGCCAAGGAAUCACCACAUCUAGAAACUUCAUUUAAAGAUAUGAAAAAAACAAGAAAUCUUGAGUCUUAUGUACAGUGGUUCAACAGACUAAGCUAUUUUGUUGCAACUGAAGUUUGCAAGCAUGCUAAAAAGAAACAACGUGUUCGUGUUGUUGAAUACUGGAUUGAAACAGCAAGAGAAUGUUUCAACAUUGGAAAUUUUAAUUCUUUAAUGGCAAUUAUAGCUGGAUUAAAUAUGUCACCAAUAUCACGUCUAAAAAAAACCUGGUCAAAAGUUCAAUCAGCAAAGUUUUCAAUAUUGGAACAUCAAAUGGAUCCAAGCAGUAAUUUUAGUAGUUAUCGUAGUACAUUAAAAGCAGCAAUGUGGCGUAGUGCUGGUGCAACUGAUGAGAGACAAAGAAUUGUUGUGCCAUUUUUUAGUCUUCUUGUUAAAGAUUUAUAUUUUUUAAAUGAAGGCUGCAGUAAUAAACUACCAAAUGGUCACAUCAACUUUGAAAAGUUUUGGCAACUUGCCAAACAGGUGACUGAAUUCAUUGCAUGGAAGCAGGUGGCUUGUCCUUUUGAAAAAAAUACAAGAGUCAUUGCAUUUCUUCAGGCCAGUCCUGUGCUGACAGAGAAUGGUCUUGCUUUGGCAUCAUUUGAAUGUGAACCACCAGAUAACAAUCCAGAAAAAGAACGUUACAAGUCUUUAAAGUCAGAAUUAAAUGCUCAGUGAAAAAGAGCUAAAAUGGAAAUUCCAGAAAGAAAAAGAUAUUAGUUCCAAGGCAAACAAGUGGUUUAUCUUCUCGAAAAAAAAGAACUUAUAAAUUAUAAGAAACAGAAAAAAAGGCCAGUAAUUGUAAUUAUUAUCAGAUCGAAAUAGAAUUGAACAUUACUACUCAAGGUAUAUUAAAAUCAAAACGGACACUGUGAGUCACUUGACAGUAUCAAUAUAUAGUAUUAAAAAUAAUUCUAAAACUUCGCGUUAAAUUCUGCACAAUAGAUUUAAAAAUAUAAACAUACAAUUUUUCGAGACGAACUGAAAAAAAUUAUCAUUUUUUUUUGUUUAAUUGAUUUUUAGAUCCUAUUAUGCAGAUAUAAUUUUGUAAAUAAAUAAUCAUGAUCAUCUAUUGUCUUAAAAAAAAAAAUUUCAAAUAAUUGAGUUGAAGCAUUUUCAUCUCACGGUUUUAAUCAUUAACGAGGAUUGUUUUUUUAAAUAAUAGGGACCAAGAGAUUUUCCUCCUGGGUAUAAAAUUAACAUCAAUCUUGCGAUAAUUAUCGAAAAGCAAAUAUUAAAUGCUUUUAUAGAAUGCCAAAGAAAUUAAAAAAAAAAAAUCACUAAACUAUCUUGCACCACUUCACACACAAAAAAGAAAGAAAAAAAAAAUUGUUUUUCUUAUUAAAUAAAAUAAUCAUUGACAUAAGAAAGUAAUUCGUGUUUCGAUGUAAAAAAAUUAAAAAAUAAUCAACAUAUAUUUAUUUUUUAAUUAUCAUUGGCAUUCAUUUAGGUUAUUUUUAAUUUAAAAAAAAACUUGAAUAUUAUUUUUAUAUAUUAUUUGAAUUUUACGAAUCGUACAAAUCAUUGCAAAUUAUAAAACUAAAAUUAAAUUGUGUGAUUUAAUUCUGCUGCAUAUAAUUGGGUAUCCGAUUAAUAAAUGGAGAUAAUUUAUUGCGUUAAUUACUCCAAUGCACACUAUUAUAUUUAUUAAUCACCAAUGCAGAUUAUUUUCUAAAAGAUUUUUCUGUUUUUUAAUUUUUUUGAUUGAACUUUUUAUCUUUUUUUUUUUAUUCUAACGUACUGUACUAUUUUAUUUAAUUCGGUGAAAUAUUUUAAUACAUAAAUAGUUAAUCGUUUUAUAUUAUAAUUUAAAUCUAAAAAACCAUGAAUUUAUUAGACACGUCAAUUUUAUUGAACGUGUAUAUAUAAAAUAAACAAUUAAAAAGAAAAAAAAAAUUAAUAAAUAGACGAGAUGUUCUACUUGAAACUGUCAAGAGAUCUAAUAGUUUAUAACAUGUAAAUAAUAAAAUCCUGUAUAUACGCGCACGAAUAUGAAUAAAAGUAUUUAAUUAUCGGAUAAAUAAUAAAAU
Aphidius gifuensis is the source of this 8218-nucleotide messenger RNA. RefSeq lists its product as uncharacterized. The record is from RefSeq and is a predicted model, not a curated record. Gene Ontology annotation, cellular component: plasma membrane. NCBI's taxonomy places the organism in Eukaryota, Metazoa, Arthropoda, Insecta, Hymenoptera, Braconidae. Gene Ontology annotation, biological process: positive regulation of GTPase activity; Ras protein signal transduction. Gene Ontology annotation, molecular function: guanyl-nucleotide exchange factor activity. Bases 2064 to 6866 code for a protein of 1600 amino acids. The transcript has 15 exons.